This is a messenger RNA of Pyrus x bretschneideri (Chinese white pear), 1493 nucleotides long. RefSeq names its product GPI ethanolamine phosphate transferase 1-like. The record is from RefSeq and is a predicted model, not a curated record. The transcript is spliced from 6 exons. NCBI's taxonomy places the organism in Eukaryota, Viridiplantae, Streptophyta, Magnoliopsida, Rosales, Rosaceae. Gene Ontology annotation, molecular function: mannose-ethanolamine phosphotransferase activity. The coding region runs from base 691 to 1059 and encodes 122 amino acids. Gene Ontology annotation, biological process: GPI anchor biosynthetic process. Gene Ontology annotation, cellular component: endoplasmic reticulum membrane.
UAGCCCCUGGAUUCGAAAAUACAACUGGAUGAUUCAAUGGAACGCUAGUCGAAAUUGUGACGGGACACGAGACCUCUCUCUCUAUUUCUCUCUCUCUCUCUCUCUCUCUGUCUUCCUCCUCCUCUGAGCAUCCAAAAAGCUCAUUUCUUCCUUCGAGCUACCGCCCGCCAGCUGAAGCAGUUGCAGAAGCAGCAGCAGCCGCAGAGAGAAGCUAAGCAUGGCGGCAUUCCUCAUUGUCCUCCUCACAUCUCUACUAGCUCUCACCACUCUCCCCGCCGCCGAAUCCCGACUCUACACCAACUACUACCAAAAAUCGUGCCCGAGAGGCAGAUCAUGAAUCCCACCACCGCCGCAGCCACUUUCCGCCUCUUCUUCCACGACAGCCUCGCCAACGGCUGCGACGCCUCCACCCUCCUCUCCUCCACCCCCAUCAACAAGGCGAUGGAGAAGCUCGGCGUGUUAGGGAUUGAGACCGGAAGGCGGGGAGAGAUUAGGCACAGGUGUCGAUAUCAACCUCUCAUAGAACAAAAAAGCAGGACCCACUCGCUGUGCACCAGAUCAUAAAUUGGUCCAUCGCUGAUAUGAAGCUGUUUUCUACGGUGCUCUGUCCCUUGUACUCAUCUCUUGGAUACUAGUUGAAAACACAUUUACUCAAGUAAGGUGAAAAGGUCGUCAAGUUCCUUUAGCGAUAUGGAGGAUAACGUCAUACUUGACGGUAGAUACUCUGACGUGAGAAUUCCGUUAAUCUUUAUGGUUUUAUUCAAUGCUGCUUUCUUUGGAACGGGAAACUUUGCCAGUAUUGCAAGUUUUGAGAUUUCAUCAGUGUAUCAGUUCAUUACUGUCUUCAGUCCAUUUCUCAUGGCCGCCUUACUUAUCUUCAAGUUGUUCAUUCCAUUCCUGCUAGUCAUAUGUGUAUUCAGUGCAAUAGCAAAGCUAAACCGACUUCCACGGUUGGCAUGCUAUUUUCUCGUUAUACUAUUUUCAGACGUAAUGACUAUGCAUUUUUUCUUCCUGGGACGAAUGCUUCUUAUCAUACAGCAUCAGAACAGUCGUUUCUAGCAAAUUGGUAACAGCAUCAGCCACUUCGAAAUCAUGAGUGCUCAGGUUGUCUUUGUGCUUUUUCUCUUUGCUCUCACGAACAUAUAAUCGAAAGAUAUCGACAUUGGUUCAGUGGAAGCAAUUUAGGUCGUGUUAAAUUGGGACUUUGGGCAUCAAAAUAAGUCACCAGUGUUCAGGAAAAGCAAGCAUUAACGCUGCUAAGGCACACCUCUUUCUGUCUUAUGCAAUUUUUUGCCCUUUAUUCCUACAACUGCUGAUUGCUCGUACAAAGUUCGAUUAAAAUUUAAUGCGAGUCAGAGCAACGGGAUUUUCCAAGUGUUCCCCAAAGAUCGCACAACGUUCGAUUGAAAUUUUGGCACUCUUCUCACAUGUCUUGAUUAGUUGAUACGAUUUAACCAGUUAUCCCAUUUAGAUAUUCAUUGAUCAAUUUUUAA